Pyricularia oryzae 70-15 is the source of this 1681-nucleotide messenger RNA. RefSeq names its product phytanoyl-CoA dioxygenase. The transcript has 2 exons. The record is from RefSeq and is a predicted model, not a curated record. The coding region runs from base 306 to 1277 and encodes 323 amino acids. NCBI's taxonomy places the organism in Eukaryota, Fungi, Ascomycota, Sordariomycetes, Magnaporthales, Pyriculariaceae.
UGUCAACCAGAGUAACCCACUCCCUUGAUUCACUUACGGCCAGCUCGUAAACUCCACAUCCUAAAUGCCCAUUUCCACUGCCAUCGGCUGAAUGGAAAAAGCGCCGGCGUCAAGCCAAGCCGUUUCUAGAACUAGAAGCCGUCCAAAACCCCACUCUACAGUUGCCAACGUAUACAAUCUAUCUGCUGCGCGCAAGUCACGGAGAAACAAACUGAGCUUCUGGCCGAUUAACAAAUAAAUUAAAUUCCCCCCUUAAAAAACACGAAUUAUAAUUGAUAUAGACUCACCUACACACUUACUUCACCAUGAGCAGCUCAACCCCAGCCCCGGGCCUAUCCCCCACACAACUCGACUUCUUCCACCAAAAUGGCUACUUGAUCGUCCCAGACGCCCUGCCGCCGUCGACAGUAUCGUCGCUUCUGGCCGAGACGUCGCGGCUGCUCGAGUCCCUAGACCUGUCGACGCACCCGAUGACCAAGUUCCGCACGGGCGGAGAGGACGGCAAGGACCACGUCGGAGAUGACUACUUCCUGGGCUCGGGUGACAAGAUCCGCUUCUUCUUUGAGGAGGACGCCGUCGACGACGCCGGUAACCUGACCAAGGACAAGUCCCGCGCCGUCAACAAGAUCGGCCACUACCUGCACGCCCUCAGCCCGCCCUUUGCCAAACUGCUCGGUAACGACGGGGCCGUCGCCAAGGCCAGCCCCGCCGCCGUGGCUCGGGACCUGGGCUUCCGCGAUCCGCGCUGCCUGCAGAGCAUGGUCAUCUGCAAGCAGCCCGAGAUCGGCGGCGCCGUCCCGCCGCACCAGGACAGCACCUUCCUGUACACCAACCCGCCGUCGGCCGUCGGCUUCUGGUACGCCCUCGAGGACGCCACGCUCGAGAACGGCUGCCUGAGCUUUCUGCCUGGCUCGCACCGCUGGGCGCCCGUCGAGAGGCGCCUCGUGCGGUCCGCCGGCGACGCCGCCGGCACCGAGAUGGCCGACAACGACGGACCCAAGUUCCCGGUCGGAGAGCAGUACGGCGAGGACAAGAAGCCUGCUGGUGCCGAUGCUGAUGCGUACGUUCCGGGAGAGGUCAAGGCCGGCUCGCUGGUCCUGAUCCACGGCAACCUGCUGCACAAGAGCGAGAAGAACCUGAGUAACAAGGGCAGGAUAAUCUACACUUUUCAUGUGAUCGAGGGACAGGAUGCCAUCUACGACGAGAGGAACUGGCUUCAGCCGCCGGCGGAGGGCUUCACCGAGUUGUACAGUGAAGACAUUACAGGGACCAACUAACAGAUAAUGUUGUAAAUGUCAUCGAAGCCUGGUACGAGACUCGGCUUCGGUUACCUUUUACUUGUAAAGAUCGUCAACUUGUAGCCCUCCGCAACGGCAAAUCAGCAAAAGCCGGUUCUGUGUUCAUCCAAUAGUGCAAUUGACGACUUAGAUAUAUUGCUUUGUUAUCGCGAGGCUAGUAGUGCCUACUAUCUGGUAUUUCAAUCUCUCUUUGCCCUUUUUUUCUUUUCAUCCGUCCCCCCAACACACGAUUUAUAAUUGCUGGCCGCUCGUCCGAGGAAAACAACCAAAAACUUCGUAGGAAAAGAUAAAGAAAUGAACAAGAGUACAAAAUAUGACUUCCAAUUUUCGCUGGCCUGAAAAUUGCAGUACCCUCCGCAUCAACGUCCCACCACCAAAUCUGA